AGAAUAUUACAGUCGACUUGUGGUCUAAAGGGUCCUAAGAUCCGUGGGCCAAAAUGCGUCUGGUGGCUUGUGUUUUGGUCCUGGCGCUCAGUGGAUUGAGUGUUCAAGAGGACAUCGAAGAUCCAGUCUAUGCAGCAGAAAACAAUCCAGAACAAGAUGGAGGCGUUGUCUACUAUGACGAAGACAGAACAAUCGUAGAAGAUUCUUAUAGAAUACCUGUAAACGGCAGAAGCUAUAGCAACAACGAAUACAGUUAUUCAGAAGACAACAAAGGUAGUUCCGUUUACCAAGAAGAUGACGGAGUCAUUUCUGGCUCAGACAGAAGUUCCAGAGACACUGCAGCCAAAAGUAAAAACUAUUACGCGAAUGACGAUUACGUGGCCGGCAAUGCAGCAAACUAUGAAACCGAAAACGACCAAUACAGGAAUUUCUAUCUAAGCCCCGAUAGAACUGUAUUAAACUCCGGUAGAAGAGAUGCUGUCGACCAAGAUUACAGUUCCUUCUACGCUGAUGAAGACAGAGUGGCCGCUUCGGCGUCAAGAGAUUCUCAAGUCAAUCAAGAAUCUGACUCUUAUUACGAAGACAAAGAUAUCACAGCUGUAUCUAGUAGAGAUUCUAAUAAGCGAGAGAGUGAGAAUAAUCAGUAUUAUGCUGAUGAACAUGGAAGUAGAUCGCAGAGCAGUAAGAGUGAAUCAGAAUCGGACAGUGAGAGUAGUGUGGUAAAGAAGAAUGAUGGGAGCGGAUACAGGAAAAGUAGCAGCUCGAGCUCCAGUUCUAAAGUAUCUUCGUCAUCUGCCUCGGAGUAUGAGAGCGCUCCGGAUGGGUUGAAUUUCGAAGUGAGGUCCUUCGAAAGGGUGGAAGAAGGCGUGCCGGUGAUCACCAUGCAACUUAUACCAAGGAUGGAAACGCGUCCAGGACACCAUUCUCCAGGUGUAAGCUACCCAGGAGUACAAGGUCACAAGGUCCCCAUCUACAACAACAACGGGGAGACUGUCUCCUUCCCCAUACCAUUACUCCCAAGACCUUAUCCACAUCCUCCAAGACAUCCACACGGCCAUCCAUCAGGUCAUGGAAAUUCAGGAGAUUCUGAAACAGGCAAUGGGCAUCCAGGACACACUAAACCGGGACGUGAGCAACCAGGUCAAUCUGAACUGGACUAUGACCAACCAGGACAUGGGCAUUCAGGAGGAUCUCCACCAGGCCAUGAGAAUCUAAGCCAGUCUGAACCAGGCCACAGGCGUCCAGGACACUUUAAACCAGGACGUAAGCAUCCAGGACACACUAAACCAGGACGUAAUCUGAACCAGGCCGUGACCGCCCAGGACAAUCUGAACCAGGCCGUGACCGCCCAGGACAGUCUGAACCAGGCCGUGACCGCCCAGGACAAUCUGUACCAGGCCGUGACCGCCCAGGACAAUCUGAACCAGGCCGUGACCGCCCAGGACAGUCUGAACCAGGCCGUGACCGCCCAGGACAAUCUGUACCAGGCCGUGACCGCCCAGGACAAUCUGAACCAGGCCGUGACCGCCCAGGACAGUCUGAACCAGGCCGUGACCGCCCAGGACAAUCUGUACCAGGCCGUGACCGCCCAGGACAAUCUGAACCAGGCCGUGACCGCCCAGGACAGUCUGAACCAGGCCGUGACCGCCCAGGACAAUCUGAACCAGGAAGUGAGCAUCCCGGACAAUCUGAACCAGGCCGUGACCAUCCAGGACAGUCUGAACCAGGCCGUGACCAUCCAGGACAGUCUGAACCAGGCCGUGACCGCCCAGGACAAUCUGAACCAGGCCGUGACCGCCCAGGACAAUCUGAACCAGGCCGUGACCGCCCAGGACAAUCUGAACCAGGCCGUGACCGCCCAGGACAAUCUGAACCAGGAAGUGAGCAUCCAGGACAAUCUGUACCAGGCCGUGACCGCCCAGGACAAUCUGAACCAGGCCGUGACCGCCCAGGACAAUCUGAACCCGGCCGUGAUCAUCCAGGACAGUCUGAACCAGGCCGUGACCAUCCAGGACAAUCUGAACCCGGCCGUGAUCAUCCAGGACAGUCUGAACCAGGCCGUGACCAUCCAGGACAAUCUGAACCAGGCCGUGACCACCCUGGACAGUCUGAACCAGGCCGUGACCGCCCAGGACACUCUAAACCGGGAAGUGGGCAUCCAGGACAAUCUGUACCAGGCCGUGACCGCCCAGGACAAUCUGAACCAGGCCGUGACCGCCCAGGACAAUCUGAACCCAGCCGUGAUCAUCCAGGACAAUCUGUACCAGGCCCUGACCACCCAGGACAGUCUGAACCAGGCCGUGACCGCCCAGGACAAUCUGUACCAGGUCGUGACCGCCCAGGACAAUCUGAACCAGGCCGUGACCGCCCAGGACACUCUAAACCAGGAAGUGAGCAUCCAGGUCAAUCUGAACCAGGCCGUGACCGCCCAGGACAAUUUGAACCAGGCCGUGACCACCCAGGACAAUCUGAACCAGGCCGUGACCGCCCAGGCCAAUCUGAACCAGGCCGUGACCGCCCUGGACAAUCUGAACCAGGCCGUGACCGCCCUGGACAAUCUGAACCAGGCCGUGACCGCCCUGGACAAUCUGAACCAGGCCGUGACCGCCCUGGACAAUCUGAACCAGGCCGUGACCGCCCUGGACAAUCUGAACCAGGCCGUGACCGCCCAGGACAAUCUGAACCAGGCCGUGACUAUCCAGGCCACACUAAACCAGGCCGUGACCAUCCAGGACAGUCUGAACCUGGUUAUCCUUUAG
Messenger RNA from Manduca sexta (tobacco hornworm), 2759 nucleotides. RefSeq names its product spermidine/spermine N(1)-acetyltransferase-like protein 1. NCBI's taxonomy places the organism in Eukaryota, Metazoa, Arthropoda, Insecta, Lepidoptera, Sphingidae. The transcript is spliced from 7 exons. The record is from RefSeq and is a predicted model, not a curated record. The coding region runs from base 54 to 2759 and encodes 901 amino acids.